GGAUACUUCCGUCUUCCCAUCAUGCAAUAUGAAACAAAACAUGGCUGAAAGUCUUCAUAACAGUGCUGUUAGCUUGUGGAGGUGAACAGUGAGAAGGUAAGCAUUCAGGGAACACUGGACGUGUCGGAGCAUUUCGCACGAUGCCGAAAUAUUACGAAGACAAAGAGGAAGACAACAGAGCAUGCGCGGGAAUCAGGGAGGACUUCAAGGCCUGUCUCCUUCAGCACGACUGUGUGGUAAAGGAUGGGAAGCUGCCCAGUGAGUGUUUGAAGGAAGGCCAUUGUAAAGCCCUGCAGACAUCCUUCUUUGAGUGCAGAGGUCAAUGCUGGACACGAGAUCAAGAUUCAGAGGAAAGAAAGGAUACUGAGGAGCCGUCGAAAUUCCCCCACACGGGUGAAGAAUUACUGGAUCGACAAUUCCAAACACGGUUAUAA
Molecule: messenger RNA, 434 nt
Organism: Labrus bergylta (ballan wrasse)
Lineage: Eukaryota; Metazoa; Chordata; Actinopteri; Labriformes; Labridae
Source: RefSeq, a predicted model, not a curated record